AUGAUUGUUAAAGGGCUUUCACAUAUUCAUCGCAAAGGAAUCGUCUACUGUGACCUCAUGCCAGAGAACAUUCUUCUGUUUCCUUCAUUGGACAAAGAGAGUGCAAACUAUCAACUGAAGAUUGCGGAUUUCGGAUUAUCUAAGACCAAAGAGGAGAAAGUAGAUGUUGAGGUUUGGAAGUCCAAGCCUAGAGGUACGCCAUCAUUGCCUGCAUGGGUGUUUUCUGUUAUUGAUUUUUUGGAAAAGUGCUUUAUGAAGGAUCCUAGCAAGAGGUGGACUGCUGAGAUGCUUCUUGAUCAUCCUUUCCUUUAUAUCACACUUUUUCCUUCAUAUUAUCUUGCGACUUGGCUAUGA
This is a messenger RNA of Arachis ipaensis, 354 nucleotides long. The record is from RefSeq and is a predicted model, not a curated record. Lineage: Eukaryota; Viridiplantae; Streptophyta; Magnoliopsida; Fabales; Fabaceae.